Messenger RNA from Polychytrium aggregatum, 2249 nucleotides. RefSeq lists its product as uncharacterized. NCBI's taxonomy places the organism in Eukaryota, Fungi, Chytridiomycota, Chytridiomycetes, Polychytriales. The record is from RefSeq and is a predicted model, not a curated record. Bases 90 to 2177 code for a protein of 695 amino acids. The transcript has a single exon.
CGCCUCUUGCCACUCGUUCGCUCCCCACUCGUUCCCCACCCGCCCGCCUCCCGACCCGUCUCUGCAAUCGAUCGGCCACUGGAGCAGCGAUGGGAGUCAAGUUGCUGACCUCGUAUCUCAGGGACUAUGGGGAGAAUCACAACAUCCUCAAUCCCACUCUGGUCUCUGGGCGGCUCCUCCUCGUCGAUGCAGGCUCCCUCAAGCGAAUGUUCGCGGUUGUAACGCCAGCACUGCCCUCCGAGUACCGCAUCAACCAAACCACGAUGGGGCAGUACCACGAGCUGCGUGAUCGCAUUGUGGUGUUUUUCCAGAAGAUGCUCGAUGCCGGGCUCUCGGUGGUGCUCUUCAGUAACUGCGAGCUGCGAGCAAAGCAUGACGAAGAGUGGGUCUACAAGCCAGCCCAGUUCCCGUGGACCAACAGCAGCGCUCGAGGCGGCAACUAUCCUCACCACUACCAGCAGCAGCAGCAGCAGCAGAAUCAUCAUCAUAACCAUCACCGGGACCAGCAUCCGCAGCAUCAGCAGCAGCGAUCGGCUCAAGGCGGCCCCGAAGACGAGAACCAGUUCCAAUCCGUAGUCAACAUCCGCACGUUCCUCGAGAGCGUCGCCCUGGAGCAUCUCAAGCCACCCACGCCCGACAGCUUCAAACUCCACCGCUGCAAGACCGAUCUCAUCAAGGAGAUGGCUCGGUACGCCCAAGACGUUGCGCCCAGAUCCCAGUUGCUCGGCAUCAUGAGUUCAAACUCCGAGUUUGGCAUCUACUGCUCGAUCCUGAACACCUCGUGGUACCGCACCCCGGAGGAGUUCCCGCAAGAGUUGCUAUCGAUGUCCCAGCCGCUCGACCAGCGUCGGCUGACGGCCAUGUGUCUGACCCCGCUCGGCUUCCGCAAUGCCUACGGAAGUCUUCACGGCAACGCUCGACUCCUCGCUCUUCUCGCCGUCAUGAGCAGCAACGACUAUGUUGACUAUGACAGCGCCAAGGCGAUCCGAAUGCAGGUGUUUGAAGGGCGAGCCAAUUACAAGAUCCCCCAUACAAUCGCCUAUCUAUCAAGACUCGAUCACCGCAGCGACCCUGUCGAGGUUGUGUUCAAGUGUCUUCCCGAUAAGGACCCCACCAACCGCCGACUGAAACAGCUCAUGAUCGAGGGCAUGAUCCCAUACAAUCUCAACAAGCCGGCAACAAUCUCGCGCGAGGUGAAGGAGAAGCUGAACGAGAACAUCCCUGCCGCCCUUCAUCCUGUCUUUAUCGAAAGCAAGGUCGGUCGGACCGUCAUGUCGAUCGGAGUCUUCCGCCGCCUCUGCAUGGAUCUCACGGGCGAGAUCGACCACAGGGGCGUCAGUAGCUGGGACAUUGUCUCGCCUCUCUUCCAGCGAAUCUACUGGGUGGUCGUCGGACAGGGAGCCCUCUUGAACGAGCUCAUUCGAGUGGAAGCCCCUGUCCGAAAGGUCGUCAAGAUAUUCGAUAUAGACGACUUGAUGACGAUGGAGGAGCUGCUCCAGAAGGACAGGGCCGCGCGAAUCAUGAAUGUGUGUCGCAUCUGCGACCCCGACGAUGCCCCGUUCCUGUAUCAAGCUCUGUUUUCGGACGAGUCUGUCUUUUCGCCCACGCUGACUCAGAAGCAGACCUCGACGCUCCAGCUGGUGACGCUGACCUUGUACGUGCUCAUCAAGGCGACACAGAGCCGAACGCCAUUUACAGCGUUCGAUAUCGACGUUCUCCUCUUGUGUAUCCUGGUGGAGCUCUUUGAGGAGGCCCGUGUGGAACUCCUGGAGGCCCAUGGCGAUCUCGCCGGCGAUCCUCUCACCUGGCGCGGCCUGGGCCCUUGCUACCGGAUGCCAAGUCUCGACGAGCUUUGCGGCGAGCUCAAGUUUGUGUCCACUUUCUGGUUUCGGAUGCAGUCAGCCGUGCUGGUUGCGACCGAUGCCUGCUUCCGCCCACUCGAUGUCACCUCCAUCAUUGGCUGCUACGAUGGCUACGGGCUCCAUCUGCUGUACAGGCGAUUCGAGGGCGCCAAGUUGAAGCCGCUGGGCUUGGAUGGACCGCAGUCGCAUUUUUGCGAUAUGGUGGAGGAGUUGCUCGCGCCUGGUUCUCCGUGCAAGUCAGUCUUGAUGGACAGCUACAACUCUGUCAUGAGCGUUGUAUCGGAAGCCAAGAAGAGGCUCGAAGCCGCAGAAUAGAUUUAUGGCAUGUCAAGUCACCUCAUCUCAUAGGUGCCUCUUGUAGCUCGGUCUGCCAAUGCGCUGCAAGUG